UCGGGUAGAUCCGACUCCUCUCGGCUGCCUUGAGUUCUGGGUAUUGUAAAAGGUGCUGUGAAUUGGAGGAGGAGGAGGGGGGCAGAUUUGACAAAAUUCCCUCCCCGGGGUACAAUCUAGAGUCGCGGUGCUCGUAAUUUAAAGCACCUUUUACAUUUUAACAAAUUCACUUUUAUCGUUUUUAUUAAUUUAUUCAAAUUAUCUUAGUUUAUGCUUUACGUUAACAUUCUGGGAGGGCAGAAAUGGCGGCCAACAUGUACCGGGUCGGAGAUUAUGUUUUCUUUGAAAACUCCUCCAGUAACCCCUACCUGAUCCGCCGGAUAGAGGAACUCAACAAGACUGCUAGUGGAAAUGUGGAGGCCAAGGUGGUUUGUUUUUACAGAAGGAGAGACAUCUCUCACAGCCUCAUCCAGCUCGCAGAUAAACAUGCAAAGGAGUUGGAAGAGGAGAAGGAAAACCCAACAGAAACAGAGCUAACGGAUAAACAGAAACACCAGCUUCGCCACAGAGAGCUCUUCCUCUCCCGACAGUACGAGAGUUUACCUGCGACUCAUAUUAGGGGAAAGUGCAGUGUGGCGUUGUUGAAUGAGACUGAAUCCGUUCUUUCAUACCUUGACAAAGAGGAUACCUUCUUCUACUCGCUUGUGUACGACCCCACACAGAAGACUCUGCUGGCUGACAAAGGAGAGAUCCGAGUUGGACCGCGUUUUCAGGCAGAUGUACCUGAAAUGUUACAAGAGGGUGAGGCUGAUGAGAGGGACCAGUCUAAACUAGAAGAGAAGCUCUGGGAUCCAGAGUGUCCUCUCACUAACAAACAGAUAGACCAGUUCUUAGUGGUGGCACGAGCGGUUGGUACUUUUGCCCGAGCAUUAGACUGCAGCAGCUCAGUCAGACAGCCGAGCCUCCACAUGAGUGCAGCUGCAGCCUCGCGAGACAUCACACUGUUCCACGCGAUGGACACCCUGCAUCGCCAUAAUUACGAUCUGUCCAGUGCGCUGAGCGUCCUGGUCCCAGCGGGUGGUCCAGUACUAUGCAGGGAUGAGAUGGAGGAGUGGAGUGCCUCAGAAGCAGCCAUGUUUGAAGAGGCAUUAGAGAAAUAUGGGAAAGACUUCAACGACAUCCGACAAGAUUUUCUGCCAUGGAAGUCUCUGACCAGUAUCAUAGAGUACUACUACAUGUGGAAGACUACAGACAGAUAUGUGCAACAGAAGAGACUGAAGGCAGCUGAAGCGGAAAGCAAACUGAAGCAGGUUUAUAUUCCAACAUACAACAAACCCAACCCAAACCAGAUCUCUGUGACGAAUGGGAAGAUGGCGACGGUAAAUGGAGCGGGCCCCGGGGCCUUCCAUGCAGCAGCAGGAGGAGGAGGGGGCAGGGCCUGUGAGAGCUGCUACACCAUGCAGUCAGCUCAGUGGUACUCCUGGGGCCCUCCGAACAUGCAGUGCCGCCUGUGCGUUUCCUGCUGGAUGUACUGGAAGAAGUACGGGGGGCUGAAGAUGCCCAGCAGAGCCGAAGGUCCAGAGGAGAGAACCUCGCCCAGUCCAGCAAGCAAUGAGUCCCGCCCGAGGGGUCACACCGCUCGUCAGUCCAACCACAUGGUUCCGAUGCGAAACAGCGGCAGCCCCAAAUCCUCCAUGAAGACCAAGCAGGCUUUCCUGCUGCAGGCCACGCGCCUCACCAAGCUGGCUCGGCACAUGUGCCGUGACAUCAUCAAGCUGCGCCGUGCUGCGCGCCGCCCAUUUGUCCCCAUUAACUGUGGGGCCAUAAAGGCAGAGUACAUGUUAAGGGUGUCCGAAGGGCAGGGGACUCGCCUACCCAAAACCAGAGCCGCCCAAAGGAGCACUCUGACCAGUGUUCUGCAGUUUCUAGAGUCUCGUCCUGCAUCCCACGCCCCUCGCUCCCACCGCACCCCAGGCCUCCAGACGCCUCCCCCUCGUCGCCUCCUGUCCUCUCUUCCGCACGGGCCUCACGGCAUGCUGGGAAAACGCAGCUACCAUCACCACAGUAGGGCGGAGCCAGAGAGGCGCUCAGAGAACCCCGGUUCAACAGGUGGAGCUCUCAUGCACAAUGGCCGCAGCAGCAGCUCUGGAAACACACGGGGUGGAGUGAUGAUCCGCAAGAGACGCCCAAACUGGAUCGAUGCCCCUGAUGACAGCUUUUUCCUCGUCACCCGGGAGACCAGGAGGGCUCGAAGGCUGCUGUCGCGCUCUCAGCUGAGGCACGCUUGUCGGCAACCCUGCGAGCAAAUAAUGCUGCGCAGAGUCUCCCAGGGCCCGCCUCAGGGGCUGGUCCUCACCCCUCACCCUCACCCCAGUCUGAGGAUGCGUGGCCCCAUCGUUAUCCAUGACUGAUUGAAACUCUCAGACCUUCACACCCCACCUGUAUCAAAUUCUAACCUCUAACCCCUCUGUUUAUUUCUACAAGUCCUCAGUUUAUGAUCAUGUAAAUAUAUUCAUAACUUGUUUGGUAACAGAAGGAUGUGACAUUGACUGUGACUGAAAGAGUUGAACCUCUGAGAAUUUGCUUGUACAUAGUGUACCUGUGUGUGCGAGCCAGAGUGUGUAUGUGUGUGGUCAUGCCAACGACGCGAGGUUUAAGCCAUUCUUAGUUUUCAUGGUCGGACAUAGCAGCCAAUCUUUUUGUGAUCUUUGUGUUGGUGAUGAAUAGUUGUGCGCAGUCAUCACUUUGUACAGUUCUUUUGUUGGGGGGGGGGGGGGGGUCUUGGCUAUGAUCGGGUGGGAGAGGGGUAGGACUCCAUUAGUGGGAACCACAUCUUCAAACUCUCAAGAAAACUCAAGCCCAGUCAGUGUUGAAGAGUGAUGACCUGAACUCUUAAUCCAUCAAAGCUUCUUGACUCAAAAUGUUGUUAUUAAUGGCAGCUCUGCGGGUCUGAAAAUAGAAAAAAAAUAUAGAAAACAAAACCUGAAGGCAGCUUACAUCUAACAAAGCAAAAGUCUCUCACGUGUACCAGUGUAUAUCUCAUUAGGCUACAUCACUGUAGAUUCUUCUCAUCCAGUUUCUAUGGCUACCCAGCCCUGACAUGAGUAACAAAGCAUUUCCCUUGCAGAAGAAAGGGGGGCAUGGAUCUAUUAUGUUUCCCUACAGACUCUGAACUCCCUUCAACUUUUAGAGGCCAAAAAAGGUGCAAACUUUAAUCAACAGUGUUUCAAACCACCUUGAAGCAUCUCUUGUCUUCAUUGGAUUUCUACCUUGAAAGUUUAUACUUUUUCCUCUGCUAUGAUGCCUGUAAUUGUUGGUCAACUCACCCAGUCUUGAGGUGUGUUUGCAGUUUUUAAACCAGGUAUUGCCAUGCAUGUCUCCGACCGAUAGGUCACAUGACUUCUUCUCUUUUCAUUCAGAAUGUUUAUGUUAGUGUUUCCUUGUGUGUCAUGUGUUGAAUAUGAGCAGAAUAAUUAAAAAAAAGCAACCAACCAGG
Oryzias latipes (Japanese medaka) is the source of this 3436-nucleotide messenger RNA. RefSeq names its product metastasis associated 1 family, member 3 (gene mta3). Gene Ontology annotation, molecular function: histone deacetylase binding; transcription corepressor activity; sequence-specific DNA binding. The record is from RefSeq and is a predicted model, not a curated record. Gene Ontology annotation, biological process: negative regulation of transcription by RNA polymerase II. Lineage: Eukaryota; Metazoa; Chordata; Actinopteri; Beloniformes; Adrianichthyidae. Gene Ontology annotation, cellular component: nucleoplasm; NuRD complex.